Apiotrichum porosum is the source of this 2313-nucleotide messenger RNA. RefSeq names its product ATP-dependent RNA helicase dbp6 (gene DBP6). The record is from RefSeq and is a predicted model, not a curated record. The transcript is spliced from 4 exons. The coding region runs from base 1 to 2313 and encodes 770 amino acids. Gene Ontology annotation, cellular component: nucleus. Lineage: Eukaryota; Fungi; Basidiomycota; Tremellomycetes; Trichosporonales; Trichosporonaceae. Gene Ontology annotation, molecular function: ATP binding; nucleic acid binding.
AUGGAGGGCCUCAAGCGCAAGCACGUCGUAUUCGAGGGACAGGUGGACGGCCCGCCAUACGACGAGCAGCCUGCGGCCGAGCAGGCGGCGACCGCCAUUCCCGGCCUGCAUCCCAGUCGUGCUCAGGUCGUCGACUGGGUCCAACCUGCCAAGAAGCCCAAGCAAGCAAACAAGACCAAGUCGGACAAGAAGAAAAAGUACCUCGCCAAGAAGCAGCGCAACCAGCGUGCGAAGAAGGUCGCUGCCAAGGCUUCCAAGCCGAAGAACAGCACCUGGGACGGCGACGAGGAUGGCGAGAGCGACAGCGACGACAGCGACGAUGAUGAGGAAGAGGGAGCAAAGGCCGGCCCAUCAACUACCACAGAGGUGGCUACGGUGAAGAAGACGGCCGAGGAGGAGGAGCGUGAGCUUCGCCAGGCGGAGAAGGCCGCCAUCCGUGAUGCCCGUCGCGAGGAGCGCAAGGCCAAGAGGAAAGCGGAGCGGUUGGCACGUGCGGCCAAGGAGGCUGCUCAGGCCGAAAAGGCUGCCAAGGCUGCUGCAAGGGAGGCAAGGGAGGAGGCACGGGCCGCUGGCAUGGAUGUUGAGGACGAGGAGGAGGUGGAAGAGGCAGAGGAGCAGGCGGAGGACGCCGAGAUGGACGAGUCUGCCGACGAGAAUGAAGCAGACGCCGACGAGGUCGACGCCGAGGCCGUCCCCGACCUCCCCACUCGCCUCUCUCCCUCGCCACCCCCUCUCGAGCCCUUCCCUCUCCCGCGCAUGGCGCCCGCCCCCUCGGAUGCCGUCCUCUCGCGCCAGGGUAUGCCGUCUGGUCUCGCCGAUGCCGAGUUCAUCGAGCAGGACACUCGCCUGUCCGUCGCGGCUCUUGCCUCGUCUCUCGGUGCUGGUUCGGCGGGUCUUUCGGAGCGCACACAAAAGCGCCUCACCGACCUUGGUGUCGAGGAGUUCUUCGCUGUCCAGGCGGCCAUGCUCCCCCACCUUCUCUCGCUCCCUCUCGUCCCCCUCCCGCACGCUCCCCUCAGCGACUACCUCGUCUCCGCGCCCACUGGUAGCGGUAAGACGCUGGCUUACGCCAUCCCUGUCGUUGAGGUGCUCGCCAAGCGUGUUGUGCCCAGGUUGAGGGCUCUCAUUGUGCUCCCCACGCGUGACCUCGUCGUCCAGGUUCGCGAGACCCUCGAGGCUUUGGCAAAGGGUACUGGCUUGAUGAUUGGAAGCGUCACUGGUCAGCACUCGUUUGCCCAAGAGCAGACCAUGCUCGUUGGCGACUCUGACCCUCUGGUCGGCGGCGUCUCCAAGCUCGACAUUCUCAUCGCUACCCCUGGAAGGCUAAUGGACCACCUGGCUAGCACGCCCAACUUUACCCUCCAGCACCUUCGUUUCCUUGUCAUUGACGAGGCCGACAGGCUGUUGACCCAGAGCUUCCAGAACUGGCUCACCCAGGUGCUCUCCCACGCCGCGCCACCAGCGCGCAAGGAGGCCGCUCCCAAGGGUGUGCAGCCUUACGAUGCUGUCGCACCUGCAUGGACCGAGCCGCUUGGACUCGCCAGCGGCGAGUUUGAGGGCAGCGAGGGCGUUUCCUCCACGUGCCAAAAGCUCCUGUUCUCGGCCACGCUCACCCGCGACCCGGCCAAGGUUGCGGCGCUCGACCUGUCGUCGCCACGAUACUACAUUGUGCAGUCGUCUGCCAACCCGCUGACCGCGGCUGCGGUCGGCUCGUCGUUUGCCCUCCCGGCCGAGCUGGGCGAGAAGAUGCUCAUCCUCCCGCCCGCACUCAAGCCGCUCAACCUCAUCCACCUCAUCCACUCGCCCCAGUUCUCCGCCACCCCGGCCCUCGUGUUCGCCAAGUCGGUCGAGGCGGCCACGCGUCUCGUCAAGCUGCUCGAGUUCUUCGAGGACGCGUACGUGGGCGCCAAAAAGGUCGUUGUGCGUGGAUACACCCGCGACAUGCCGCCCGCCGAGCGUAAGCGCCUCCUCACAGACUUUGCCGCUGGCAAGGUGGACGUUGUGGUGGCGUCCGACCUCGUCGCGCGUGGUAUCGACUUGCCCGCUGUUGCGCACGUCAUCUCGUACGACGUGCCCCUCGACAUGACCAAGUACGUUCACCGUGCCGGUCGUACGGCGCGUGCCGGCCGCGAAGGUACGGCCUGGACGCUUGUGGAGAAGCAGGAGGCUAUCCACUUCAAGGCCAUGCUCAAGGGUGCUGGCCACGAGCAGGCCGUCAAAAAGGUCAAGGUCAAGGAGGACGAGUUGGCGGGAUACCGCGAGAGUUAUGACAUUUCCAUGCGCCGUCUGCGUGACGCGUACUCGCGUGACUAG